AUGUAUAGGAAUGGAUGCCUCAAACAAUAUUCAGUUUUAGGCAGAAAACAUACAUUAUGGCUGGUAUUGUCUGUAAAACUAGACGAGUGGUUUGAUGAACAAGUUGAUUCUUUAAUUAAUGCGGGAGGAAAUGAUGCUGUAAAUGCGAAAUAUGAAGCUUUUAUUCCUGAAAAUGUAAAAAAGCCAAAGCCAGAUUCUCCAUUUGAGGAGCGCUCUGAUUUCAUCAGGAGAAAAUAUGAGCUGCAACAAUUUCUAAACUCAAAUUUGCAGAUUGUACCUGUUAGCUCCUCACACUUGCGUAAUAGGCUCGCUAGCUCUUUCUCCAGCUCCCACAACUCCGUCUACUCCAAACAAUUUGAGAAGCAACAAUCUACCGGAAUCCGGAAUGCAUUCCGGAAUAGUUGGAGAAGAAAGGAUUCUGAGCAGAAGAGUAUAAAGAAAACGAUGGGCAUGGUUGAGUUUAUCGGAUUGAUCAAAGUCAACAUUAUAAGGGGUAAGAACCUAGUCAUCCGAGAUCUUGUGACAAGUGACCCUUACGUCAUCUUAACUCUAGGACAUCAGUCAAUGAAAACACGGGUGAUAAAGAGCAACUUAAAUCCUGUGUGGAAUGAAAUGUUAAUGUUGUCUAUUCCAGACCCUGUCCCACCUCUAAAGUUGCAAGUGUAUGAUAAGGAUACAUUCUCGACGGAUGAUCGGAUGGGGGAGGCAGAAAUCGAUAUCCAGCCACUAGUCGCAACAGCGAAAGCUUACGAAACCUCCACCGUUGGUGAAUCCAUGCAGGUUGGAAAAUGGGUGGCUUCUGAUGAUAAUACCUUACUCAAAGACAGCAUAAUUUCCCUUGUGGAUGGCAAAGUUAAGCAAGAUAUCACCCUUAAACUCAAAAAUGUUGAUAAAGGGGAACUAGAGAUUCAGCUAGAAUGUCUUCCCCUCAGUCAGUAAUGGCUGUAAUAGAGAUGUGGGCAUUGUGAGUUGUUGGGAUUCUUAGCUAUAUCCCCCCCCAUUUUGUUUCUUAUUUUUUGUAUUUAUGAGAUUGUAUUUGAGAAAUUAAUUAGUGUUGAAAACAGUAUUUGAGAAAUUAAUUAGUGUUAGUAACGAUAUACCUAUCCAAUAAAUCAAGAACAAUUGUAUCAACGACGCACAAAAACAUUGUCUAUCCUCGAAUCAGUGUAUGAUUGUUUUCUAUUUGUACA
This is a messenger RNA of Asparagus officinalis (garden asparagus), 1190 nucleotides long. RefSeq names its product probable ADP-ribosylation factor GTPase-activating protein AGD11. Bases 1 to 939 code for a protein of 312 amino acids. The record is from RefSeq and is a predicted model, not a curated record. The transcript has 6 exons. Lineage: Eukaryota; Viridiplantae; Streptophyta; Magnoliopsida; Asparagales; Asparagaceae. Gene Ontology annotation, molecular function: GTPase activator activity; phospholipid binding.